AUGAGGUAUGGCUUAACUUACAUGUGCAGGCAUCUCGUAUACAGAUUGACACUCCAGUUCAGUAAACGCGAGAUGGGCUUGCAGACGGCUAUCCAGAAUGGAGCCAGUUCGUUUAAUUCCAUGAGCAGAUCAAGGAAGAUUAUUCUGAUUGCCCUUUUGGGCCUGGGUUUACUCUACUUCUUGGGGCCUUACAUUUUUCGAAUGAGGAGUUCGAGCAGCAUACAGACAGAUCCUGCAGAAGAGUGCCUGGCACAGAAUUUGCUAGAGUUCCAGGCCAGGGUCGGCAACCUUGACACGUUUAUUUCUGCCGACUCUGAGGAUACUCAAACAAGUAAACAGCUGGCGUACGUCGGGAAUGGUAAUAUAGCGGCAGCUCUGGGUUCCGACAAUGGACUGUAUAUCCGCAUUUACCGAGCCUUGUCGCAACCUCUUAAGUAUUGGCCUGUCAUACAGACACACUUACCUGGCAGGGUCAAAGAGGCCAGUGUCCUUGAUGUUAGGUCUGGUUUGGCACAUAAAAUACAGGUCAAGGGCACAUCCACAGAAUGUGUCACUAUCAGCACACAGCUGUACGCUCACAGAUCUCGCCCAGCCCUGCUAGUCCAGGAUAUCCUAAUCCAUAAUCCUAGGACAAGUCCAGUAACAGUGGAACUUGACCAGAUAGGAGCAUCAGGUUGGGAUGAUGUCCUGGUUCAGCAAGUCAGCUUUGCUUCACGUUCUAGUGGGACAGUGACCUACAAAGUGUUCUCGGGGACAGUGGCGGUUACAAACUCUAACACCAAGAUCGCUGUUGCUGUAGCAGCCAUCACAGUUUCCUCAAAGGAAGUCAGAGUUGAAGCGGCAAGCACAAAAAGGUUUCAUUUUUUGACUGCUGUCCACUACAGUAGACCUUUCCCAUCACAAGAUGCCCAUAAGUAUGUGCCUGAUUGCAUUGAGCAGGCCAAAGGAGAGUUGGAGAAAGGAAUUGAGAUUGAUGAAAAUGUGUUGAAACAGGAGCACACUAAAGUUUGGGGACAGCUGUGGUUUAGUGGAUUCUCCAUCAGCACAUCCUUAGCAGCUGGUGCUCUCAACGGAGACCGCAUCAACAAGACUCUGUAUUACGUGUUGAGCAACUCCCCAGCUCCACUACACAACGUGCUGACGACGGCUGAAGAGAGGCUGAAGAUUGAGAAAAUCCUCCAUUUCCCUGACAGCUGCUAUGAGGGACAUUCUACACUGGUGUCCGGAACAUUGUGGAUUGACCCAGAGGAUGAAGCUCAGGUAGCAAGGGUUGUGACCACAUGGAUGAUAACAUUGGAGAAGCAAGGAUGUGUACAUAUGGUCCAGGCCGGAGCUGAAGGUAUCCUGCAGGCCAUGAUCCUCAGCCUGGGCCCUCUUCACUUCCACAAGCAGCACUUGGAGAUGACCUCUCACCCCCGCGACCUCCACCGUGACCUCCACUUCCGCCGCAUCAACUACGGCAACAACACCCAUGUCAACAUAUCCGUGGUGGUCGGAGACGACAACAAGGCCACGCUAUUUGUGGCACUGGACCGCAAUGAUAAACCUUAUUAUGGUUGUGAUGCUGGGUGUCUGGAUCCACCCAUACAGUUGAGCAAGGAGCAGCAUCAGUUCCCAGUGAAGCUGACUGACCCCGUGACCUCCGUGUUGUACAUCACCUCCGACAAGCAGCACAUGGAGGAGCUGAAACAUGCCAUCCACGUCAAGGAGAUCAUUGAAGCUCCAGCCCACGAACAUCACGUGAUUGCUCUCCACAAGCAUGGCCACCAUUUUGGGGGUCUGCCGACCAUCUUCUGGGUUUCCAUAGCAUUCCUGAUCCUUGUCUUUCACCUGUUUCUCUUCAAACUCAUCUACAAUGAGUAUUGCCAGGGCAACGAGAAGUUCACCAGGUCACAUUACAACUUGUAG
This is a messenger RNA of Candidula unifasciata, 1908 nucleotides long. NCBI's taxonomy places the organism in Eukaryota, Metazoa, Mollusca, Gastropoda, Stylommatophora, Geomitridae. The record is from the annotation of a GenBank genome assembly.